AUGACGUCGAAUUUCCUUUCAGCCAAAGCCAACUAUCCCCUUGACGAUGCUAUCAACGUGCAGUGCUCAGCUUUGCAGAGAGGAAGCAGAUGGGUGGGCGGGUCCAAGAUUAGUUGUUUAACCCAUGAAAGGAGCGGUAUGGAAGGAGAUGGGAUGCUGGAGAGGAGCAAGCUGAUGGGCAGGCGCGCAGUAUCGAAGGCAGAGAAGUUCGGCGACCGAGGCGGAAGUGACAAGGUCUGUGUUGACGACACGAGCGAGCUGGCGAGACUAGGCUACUUCCGACCCAAGAGCAAGAGAUGGGUUUGGCAAGUGACGAGUUUGAAAGUUAUGAAGACGAAGAGGUGA
Ustilaginoidea virens is the source of this 345-nucleotide messenger RNA. RefSeq lists its product as uncharacterized. The record is from RefSeq and is a predicted model, not a curated record. The coding region runs from base 1 to 345 and encodes 114 amino acids. NCBI's taxonomy places the organism in Eukaryota, Fungi, Ascomycota, Sordariomycetes, Hypocreales, Clavicipitaceae. The transcript has 3 exons.